Messenger RNA from Cherax quadricarinatus, 5946 nucleotides. RefSeq names its product non-specific lethal 1 (gene nsl1). Gene Ontology annotation, molecular function: histone acetyltransferase binding. Gene Ontology annotation, cellular component: NSL complex. The record is from RefSeq and is a predicted model, not a curated record. NCBI's taxonomy places the organism in Eukaryota, Metazoa, Arthropoda, Malacostraca, Decapoda, Parastacidae.
UUAUUUCUUUUCAGUGUGUAGGUGUUGGCUAGUGGGCGCAGUCGCCUGGUGAUAGCCAAGCAGUGUAUAGUGCAGUGCAGUGUUUUGGUUGUCCGCCUUGAUCCUUGUUAGCCAUGUCGCAGGCAGUGUGACUGGAGGGUAGCAGGUGUUGCGGCCGGUGCCAUGGGCGGCAGGUAGCACCGCGGCGCGGGCGUGUCGUGGGCGUGGGUGGCCGUAAUGGCCCCUGCCCUUACUGAAGCGUCCGACCCGCAGACGUUCCACGUGGCUGUCCACCAUCACUCAUCAGGGCGUGCUGGUGAUACCCGUGCUGGCCGUAGCAGCUCCCCGCCCAGCGCUCACCUCCCUCUGCAGUAUGGUGGACUGAAGGAGCCCCACGACUGUACUGACGCUCACCUUGCUGCCGCCCUUGCUAACGGCCCCCACCGCAUCCCCCGCCUCCUGCCGCCUUCGCCCCCAGGCGCGGGUGGGUUGGCGUGUGGGCGGGAGGGCUGUGACCCUCCCCCGCGCCCCCACGCCGCCCAUACUACCAUGGACCCCCCGCCGGGCCUACCGCUCCUUGCAGAAGCCAACGAUAACCCUCCUAACUGGUGCGAAGCAACCACCAUGGGUCAAGACACCGUCCCAUCGCACGAUGUGCAAGACAACACUGCACCACAUAGGUCACCAAGACCCCAGCCCCAAGAUGGUGAUAUUCUGGCUCUCAUAGGGCAAGAAUUUGCUAACAUGAAUGAGGUAAUUGACACACUGACCCGCCUGGCAGACAACCCCGAGGUCUUAGCAGCUGUAGACACAGCUGCCCUUGCCCUUCCUCAACAUGCCAGCCACCAGCCACUAGAAGGGCAAGUACUACACCAGAUGCCCAAGGAAGAGCGGGUGCAGCUAUUGGUUGAUGAACUUGGUCGUCACCAGUGGCAAAUACAGAGGCGUCAGGCACGCCUACAACGCCGCCUCCGCCGAGUGACAGCUCGUGGUUUGGGUGCCACAGUGUCUGGUCAGGUCAGGGAGUUACUGGAGCACGCACAUGCUACCCUGGCUCAACAGCGGGAGAAGACCACACUUGCUGAAGAUGGAGCCACACCGCCCACACCUCCAGAAGUUGGCGUAGAGGCUCUACGAGCAGAUGCCAUGCGUACCAUGUCUACCUCAGCACUAGUAAAUUUAGUGCGUCGUGUGGAGGCAUCACAGGGCCUGGCCAGACUAGCUGCAGCGUCACACCGACCCACCUGCAGUCAGCCAGCCACCCCUGCACCCACUUUACCUGAGCACACCCGAUCUGAGGUGGCUGCAGUAGCUGCUGAAGUGCAUGCUGCUGCCCAUGCCCACACUCAUCAUGACUCAGAUGCCACUGAGACGUCUUCUGGCGGAGAGUCUUGUGACGAGACUGAUGGUUAUAAUGACUCUCAUACCAACUACGCACCUGUGCAGGAACGAGCAUACUAUCGAUACUGCAAGGCGCGGGCGUGGGUGGCAUCAAGGUGGACGUGGCUACAGGCGCAGGUGGCAGACCUUGAAUACAGAAUUUUGCAACAACAUAAAAUAUAUGGGCAUGUGCGUAACGCAAAAGGCGCAGUACAGUUAGAAGAGGGAAGUCGUUGGAGAGGGAUGACUUUACGUGAUCCUGCUCAUUUAGAUGUCCACGAUCCUGCCCUUACGUGCCUGGCUGCCCCCACUACUCGUACUGCUGUAAAUGGGUACCAUAGCAGAGUUGAGGAUGGUGCUAGUGGCAGUGUAUCUGAUGGAUCUUUUGUGUCAGCUCGUACCCAAGGUCUUCGAACUAUUAGAAGACGACGUCUAGUGAGGGCAGGAGCUGGUCUCUGUGCCGGACUUAGACGAGGGGGCGGGGGAGGACGUAUUCCUGCUGUGCAGUGCAAGUGUGUUCCGCCUCUUACAUGUGUGCUAUGCACACGUCUUCAAGGCUUGGUCCCCCCUGCAGCCCCACCAGAUCCCCACACACAACCAGCAAGUGAGCGUCAUGCACGCGUUGACCCCACUUAUCAUCCAGUGCUCUCACAACCUGUUGAUGUUUCACUGUCAGAAAGAUUUGAUGCUAUGUUAAAGACAACGGAUUGGCAACGCCAGAUUCUGACAGCCAAAACUAUUCAGCCUAUUCCUGUAGCAAGAAAUAGAGAAACCUCACAUAUGGAGAAGAAAAAGAAGAAGGAUAAGGAGCGUAAAAAAGAUUAUAAAAAGCAUAAGAAAGAAGGAAAAGGAAGAAUAACUUUAAAACUUAAGAAGUCAUUAUUAACAGGAGAAUUAGUAAGAGACGGAGAAUUCAAAAGAAAAAGAAUGUCAGCUCGGGAUGCAAUAUUAACUAUGAAAAGAGUGCGGCUGGAAGACGAUGACGAUGCGAGUUCAGUGUAUGGUAGUAGCCUCCACUCUUCUCCCUCAGCCAGUCCAGCUCCCAUUGAUCGCACUGCCCAUAAAAGACAUUCUACAAGCUCCAACCAGAAAAAUAAACAGAGUACGACUUCAAAUUCCUACGACAUUGACAACAUAGUGAUUCCAUACAGUAUGGCAGCCUCAACUCGUGUAGAGAAACUUGAGUACAAGGAGAUCCCCACUCCGAAGUGGAGAAUAGUUCCCUUAAUCCCUAAUAAUGUGCAUAGUGCAACAAGUGGUACUAGUCAGGAAGAUGAGGAAGAAGAUGUGAGUGAAGAAGCGACAACUGCUCGACACAAUCGUAGUGAAGAGUUGGAACGUAAAAAGUUCCUUCAGUACCUCCAUAUGCAUGUAACGUCUAGGUCUUCCCGUUCACGAAGAACAGACUCCUCAGGAACCAAUACACCCGACCACCCAUUAUCCCCGCGAGCUCCUGAUCCAGCAAGUGACACAAUCUCUCCUAUGGCCACACCCCCCACCACACCUCUAGCUCCUUCAGAGGACUCUAAUCAAUCAUCGUAUCUCACAAACAUUUCUAGUAUAUCUAAUUCCUGCAGUAAUGCUAUCUCGGUUGUACCUAGUUCUAACUUUGCCACACUCUCCUCACAGCCUGGGCUGGUUAAUAGUUCAUCACAACUCUCGCUCUUUCCUGCCACAUCCCACACAUUAUCCAAUCAGCUCUUUAUUCAAAAUUCUCAGCUUGGAAGUUCUAUGUGCAACCAAGUUCCAAGUUCAGCUUCAUUAUCCACUCAAUCCUCUCUCUGUACAUCUGCUUCUGCCUCAACACUCUCGUCACUUCUUCCUGGGAGUCGGCGUAAUCGUACUCUCAGCAGCAGCAGCAACAGUAACAGAACUCGUGGUUUUCUUGGGACCGAGGAAAGUUUAGCAGAGAAGUUGGAGGGUUUCCUUCCAUACGAACAGCGUGUCUUCCCAUUAAAUGAUACAGAAUAUAUGAUUAUGACAAAGGAGACAGAUGACUGUGAUAUUGGCCCCCUAAGCCCACCCAGGGAUUCCUCCACUCUUGAAACCAACAAUAUUGAUGAGAGUGGUCGUAGUUCCCCUAUGAGUGAAGUAACAGAUUCAGCACCAGAGGAUGAUGGGAGAUAUGAUGAUACAACAGCUACACCUAAAUGGACCAUCUCCGGGCUUAAGGAUGCUACUGGCCAGUGUGUAUUACAAAUACACCGUAACUGACGGUGGCAAACCUCGGAUAAAUCGGACUCUAGAAAUUAAAUUAUAAAAUGUACAAAAUUUAAUGAGCCAAAUUUGGUUAAAGAGCCUGUAACCAAAGAUUCAGAAGUGGGCUUCAUAGAUGCUGUAUUGGAUAUUUGAUUAAACCAGAUUUUUAAGUAAAGAAGUGUUUUAACUUCAAGCCUCGGGUCAAAAUCCUUGAGAAGAAAACUGGGCUUUAAUAUUCAAUAUGGCUAUAGUGAGAACUUAACAAGCUUGUAACAGCUUUUAUUUUUGGUAUCAUUUUAUUAAAUUAUACUGGUUUAAUUGUGGCCUUUAUUAGGCUCAGUAAAAUAUAGUUAGGCAUGCAGUGUGAACCAAAAUUAUCAAAAGGUCAAUUAAUCUUAUAACGGGUGUCAAGGGCUUCGGAUGGAGCCGAGAAGACAAAUUCCUCUCGUUUUUUGAGGGGCAGUUAUCAUUCUGUUUUCAAUGAAAGCUUUGUUAUUUAGUUUCUUAGUAACAAGGAUUUAUACCAAAAACAAAAAAUAUCUUGGUAACAAUGACUAAGUCAUGUUUAUAAUAUGUGGUACAGAUAUUUUCCAGUCUAUUUAAUUAUGAUAGCAUAUCAGUGCUCUUGUGUGAGUGUAGGCAGAGAGAUUGACGUGCAACAUGUAGGAGUGUAAUGAUGCUUGGACAAAGUCAAAAUUUUUUUUAAACAUGGAUUACACGAUUGAAAGCCUCGAACAAGUAGAUGACCAUUUUAUUGAUGAGUGUUAUAGCAUGUAGUAGAAGAGAAUAGUCUAUUGCCUUUAUACUGGUAGGAAUAAGUUAGGUAGUUUAGGUUAUCCAGGUGUAACUGAUGUGAAUGAUGUGAGCUUUGAAAAUUCUGGGAAAGUUUAGAGAGAACCAAUAGGAGUGGGUAGCUUUCAAACUUUUAUUGGAAAACAUUAUAUUUAAGAAAUUUGGAAUAGGAGAGCAGUAACACAGGAGUUAUUAAAAUACACAUCAAUUUGGUAUAAUGUAGAAUGUAUAAAUUUUAGCUGUGAACAGUUUUAUCUUACAAAGGUUAAGUGUACAUUAGGUGACAAGAAUCAAGCAUGUGCAAGUGCAGUGGUGAUUGUUAAAUACAUUCAAGAUUUUAUUUACAUUAUAGUUGAUAUUUAAUACGAUGCCAAAGUGUUCAAAGUGAUUUCAAAAUCUUUAAUUUACUACUAAAUUUCCUGUACAGCCCACUACCAUAUACAGAAAUCAUUUAGAUUUAUUAAAAUUUUAUAUAUACAUAUAUUCUUAAAGGAGGAAGCAUAUAAUUUGUCAUGGCUACCUAACUGGGGUAUGUUUUUGUUGCAAGAACUUGCUGGGAAUAGUGUUUACAGUAUAGUAGCAGCAGUAACAGUCAGGUGCUUCUAAUUAUAUGGGUUGGCUUGAACUUGUUUGAUAACUACCAGUGUUAACACUAUGAUAUAGUAUUUUCUACACCAAAAGCAGUUUUAUUCAAUGCACUGUGGGUCAUUUGUUAUCACGGCCCUGUGCUUUUAUGGACCCAAUGCUUAAGUCAUUGCUGCAGUUUGUUACUGAAGUUGGAAUACAGGGAACUGAACUUCUAAGCAAAUCAUUUGCUUAGCUGACCAUUCUAAUGUAUUUCUUGAUAUUUAGUAUUUUAUGGAAAAGAAGUGAGUAUGCAUCCUUGAUCUGCAGCCAUUACUCAUUAGGUAUUGCAACAACUAAUAGGACUUGAGAAAGAGAGGACUACCCGUUUGUAGAAGUACAUGGCCUCGAGUAAAACUCCUGCGGUCCUCUAACUUGCUGUGCUUCUCACCUAAAAUGGUUACACAGCUAAAUAUACGCUUAUGUAAUUGUGUCAUGGACUCUCCUAAUAGACCAUUUUACUUAUUCAUUUCCACAAAGGAAGUGACGAGUGUUCAACUUUAUUCAUUAGUGUUUCCCUUCAAUUGCUUUCCUUGAUGUAUAUGAACUCUGUACCAGUUUUUCUCUUUUAGUCUAGAGGACUAAUAAAAGUUUUCUUAUUGUUUGCUCUGUUCAAAAAAAAAUGUUGCUCCCUUGGGGGCCUUGUAAUAAAGUAUUUGUAAAAUAUCGAUAGUGAUUGACAUAUUUGUACCUUGUUACCAUUGCCCAUCUGAGCUGAAAUAAACGUAUAUUUGGUUUCACAAAUUACUACAAAGAAAUUCCUUCAUUAAAACAAAUAGUUUUUUAUUUGUUUAUAAUUCAAGUCCUUAUGAUAGGAUGGGUACAAUGGCAUAUUUGUAAAUAAUGUAUAGAAUCCAAUUUGAACACAAGUAUUUAUAUUGUUCAAUGUUUCAUUGAAUUUAAUACUUGUUGCCUGAUUGAAAAAAGCACUGUCCUAAGUCAUUCAAAAGAAAAGAAAAAAUACAAACUGAU